AUGAGAUACACAAUCCUCACAACCUCCCUCCUCGCCCUCACCGCCUCGGCAAUCCCUCAGACCAUCGACGUCGGCAACAUCGCGUCGGAUGUCGUCAGCGCCGUGACCGGCGCCGGCGGCGACGCCGGCUCAGCCAUCGAGUCCAUCGCUACCUCCCUCGCAAGCGGCGCUGCUUCCAUCACCGACGUCGGCUCCUUCGUUACCUCUGUCGCUAGCGACGCCGGCAGCGCGUUGAGCCAAGCCACCCAAGGCGCCGGCAGCAUCACACAAGAUAUUGGAUCGGGAUUCUCGAGCGUCACUGGCGAUGCUGGAUCGGCAAUCUCGAGCGCCACUGAGGCAGUGGGUUCAAGAGUGAGCAGCGCAGUCAGCUCGGCAAGUGCAGAGGCCACUUCGGCUACUGGAAACGGUGCUGUAGCGGCAAUGGCGACUGGUGUGCCGGCUGUUCUGUUGGCUGCGGGUAUGGGCGCUGUUGCUUUGUUGUAA
Cyphellophora attinorum is the source of this 483-nucleotide messenger RNA. RefSeq lists its product as uncharacterized. The transcript has a single exon. NCBI's taxonomy places the organism in Eukaryota, Fungi, Ascomycota, Eurotiomycetes, Chaetothyriales, Cyphellophoraceae. The record is from RefSeq and is a predicted model, not a curated record. The coding region runs from base 1 to 483 and encodes 160 amino acids.